AAAACCUACAAAUCAACGACAAAAGCCACAGAUCAAGGAACUACCAAACAAAAGGAGGCCAGAACCACCAUGGCGGCACGGCGGUGCACAGCGAGAAAGCCGAGUCGGAGCGACGUGGUGUUGGACAACGAGGAGCAGAUGCGAAUCACCGAUCAGAUCAGAGCCCAGUUCGAUUCCAUCGCUCCCAAGCGGCCGAUGAAACCGAGCCGAAGCGAAUCUGAAUCCGAUUCCUCGACGCAAGACCCAUCUGGAAGCACCGCAGAAGAGGCUAUUCCCGAGCUCGAUAAGCUCCGAAAUCUCCAAACCCAAUCUCAUGUCUUAGCCUUGGGAGUUGGGGAUUCGUUGGUGCAGGAGGAGUAUGUGGAGACGGAGUAUUACAAGGAGUUGGAUUCGAUUGAAAAGCGGCAUCAUAAGACGGGGAGUGGGUUCAUACAAGUGGGUAAGGAAGGGGGAGGAAAUGUUGUUCAUACUCGGCUUAUUGAUGCUGCAACUGGUGGGAGGGUUCAUCUUCAUGGCGGCUACAAAGGCAAUCCUGCAACUAAUGAUUGGUUUCCAACAUUUGAUGAUCGUGAUUUGAUCUUCAAAUCCCAGAAGCCCAAUCGAAGCGAAGGUUGCUAGCGAUUCUGUAAGCUCUGGACAUAUAUAUGAGCAUUUAGAAACUGUAUUUCGAAUUCGAUUUUGAGCUUUGAUUUGAUGAUCGAGAAUAAAAGGUAGCCUCAGUUGUAUGGUUG
Cucurbita moschata (crookneck pumpkin) is the source of this 731-nucleotide messenger RNA. RefSeq lists its product as uncharacterized. Bases 70 to 618 code for a protein of 182 amino acids. The record is from RefSeq and is a predicted model, not a curated record. Lineage: Eukaryota; Viridiplantae; Streptophyta; Magnoliopsida; Cucurbitales; Cucurbitaceae. The transcript is spliced from 4 exons.